Prorocentrum cordatum is the source of this 624-nucleotide messenger RNA. Lineage: Eukaryota; Dinophyceae; Prorocentrales; Prorocentraceae. The record is from the annotation of a GenBank genome assembly.
CCGCCAUCCUCCCCUCUGGCGGCACGAGCGUGCACAGGCCGCUGCUGAGGCGCCUUGCGUGGCGGCACAGCCGUCCGGCUUCGGGCGCCUUCCGCGAUGCGGCAGGCGGCGGCGCCCGCUGUGUCCCGCGCCAUUUGGGUGGCCCUUUGCGCCUUGGGCUCGGCGGUCUGAGAGGGCUUUUUGCUUCUUCUGUGCAUGGUCCGUUCUGCACCGAGAUAGGGCGCUUCUGGCUGCGGUUGCCGACCGAGCCAGUCGAGUCUGCUGACAGCAGUACGCUGGCCGUAAUCGCCGUGACCUACGCGUGGUGGGCCAAUCCGUGGCAUCACCUCCACUGGUGGAUACCAGCGCUUUGGUACUUCAAGGUAGCGUUGAACUUGGAGGCCGACGACGUGGACAUCGGCCUCGUGGUGCCCCACCAAGAUGCCGAGUGGGGGAAGGGUGCAGCAGAGCCGCCAGAGUGGUCUUACCUGCAGGCAUCGUGGCCCCGCAAGGCGCUGCCCAGGCGGCAGCACUGGCAGCCUGGCGGGCUCCACGCGGACGUCCUCGGGUGGCUCUCCGCGCGCCCGCCCCGCCCGCUGGGGGAGUUGCGCGGCCAGAGCUACGGGACGAUUGUCCUGGGCCUGC